AUGGCUCUCUAAAAUGAUACUGAAAUGCUUGGAAGUUUAAUUUAUUUGAGAGUAGAUGAUUAAAGUGUAGUUGGAUACAAGCAUGAAAUUUCAGAUCAAAAUACCAAUUUACUAGCGAUAAGUUAGAAAGGUUCAAAUAAAUUCUUGUUAGUAAUAAUAUUAUAUAGAAGAAUAGUUGAUGCAAGUAAAAGUUAUAUUGCUACUUUGAACUUCUAAACUGGAGAACUCGUACUAAUUGAAUAUAAGUAAAUGUCUUAAAAAAUUGCUUUAGCUGCUAUAAUAUCUGAUAAAUCAGACGAACCUUAUAUCUUUCUACUUGGUUAUACGUGA
This is a messenger RNA of Stylonychia lemnae, 330 nucleotides long. NCBI's taxonomy places the organism in Eukaryota, Ciliophora, Spirotrichea, Sporadotrichida, Oxytrichidae. The record is from the annotation of a GenBank genome assembly.